Molecule: messenger RNA, 1549 nt
Organism: Cydia amplana
Lineage: Eukaryota; Metazoa; Arthropoda; Insecta; Lepidoptera; Tortricidae
Product: UNC93-like protein MFSD11
Exons: 8
Coding region: 182-1543 (453 amino acids)
Source: RefSeq, a predicted model, not a curated record
AGUAGGGAGCGCGGAAUGCACGUUGCUAAAGCACCAAGAGCAAUAACACAGUUGACGAGAAACGCAUAACAGAAAAGGUCGCAGUGUACCAGUGUUGCGUCGCGGUGAAACUAUUUAAGUGGAUUAAUUAUUACAAAUUCAUAUUAAUUUGGUACAUCUACAUUCUUCUAACUCUGUCAAGAUGGAUCGGCGUUUCGUAAACGUUAUUUUGUUAGGAUUUGGCUUCAUGUUUGUCUUUACUGCAUUUCAAACAAUGGGGAAUAUAGAGAAAACGAUCCUCGACAGCAUAUCCCAAGAUGACCCCUCGUUCACCGGCGACGGGUACACGUCCCUGGCCAUCAUCUACGCCACGCUGGCCGUCUGCAACUGGCUGGCGCCGUCCGCUAUCACGCUCACGGGCCCGCGCGGCGCCAUGAUCAUCGGUGCGGUCACUUACCUGUUCUUCAUAGUGACGUUCAUGUUCCCCCGCACCGCUCUGCUGUACGCGGCGAGCGUGCUGAUCGGCGCCGGCGCGGCCGCCAUAUGGACGGGGCAGGGCAACUACCUCACCGUCAACAGCGAUGCUGAGACCAUCUCCCGCAACUCUGGAGUGUUUUGGGCCAUGCUGCAGUGCAGUUUAUUCUUCGGUAACCUGUUCGUGUUCAUAAAGUUCCAAGGCAAGCAGCACAUCGACCAGGAGACGCGUAACAUGGUGUUCGGCUGUCUAACCGCAGUAUGCGCACUCGGCAUAGUGUUCCUGCUGUUACUGAGGCCCGCUAAGCGCGCACCAGCUAUUGAAGAUGCCAAGAUUGAAGUCGUGAGCAAUGAGCCCACCACUCCCCUGGACGCGUUCAAAGGAGCCCUGAGGUUGUUCUGCACGAGGGACAUGCUGUUGCUGAGUGUUACGUUCAUUUAUACUGGCGUGGAACUGUCGUUCUUCAGCGGGGUGUACAGCCCGAGCAUUGGCUUCACGCUGUCCAUGGGCGAGAACGUGAAGCAGCUGGUCGGGUUGUCUGGAGUCUUCAUCGGCCUGGGGGAGGUGCUGGGUGGAGCGUUGUUCGGCAUCCUCGGGAGCCGCACCACCCGCUGGGGCCGCGACCCGGUCGUGUUCACCGGCUACCUCAUCCACAUCACCAGCUUCUUCCUCAUCUUCAUCAACCUCCCCAACGUGGCGCCCUUCGGAGACACCAACGAAACCUCCUACAUCACCCCCUCGCCGCCUCUCGCUAUGCUGUGCAGUUUCCUGCUAGGCUUCGGUGAUGCGUGCUUCAAUACGCAAAUAUACUCGAUAUUGGGAGGGAACUACGCCGAUAACAGUACAUCGGCGUUUGCCCUGUUUAAGUUUACUCAGUCGCUGGCCGCCGCGGCGUGCUUCUUCUACUCGUCGCGCGCGCUGCUGUCGGUGCAGCUGGGCGUGCUGGCCGUGCUGGGCACGCUGGGCACGGCCGCCUUCUGCCGCGUGGAGGCGGCGGCGCGCGCGCGGCGCCGCGCCGACGCGCAGGACCUGGACGAGAAGACGCCCGCCACGCACUCGCUCGCCGACAACGCUUUACACUACGAUUGAACACAG